GCGUUCGCCACACCAUCGCCUUGAUUCUCUUCACUCUGCUCUCAACCUUCGUCUGUCCGCACCACAAUCCAGGUGCCCGCAGCUCGAAAAUCGACCGCUGAUCAUUCGGGUCGGUGGUUUCGACCAGUUCGUCGGAUCGCAGAUCAUGUUGCCUUUCAUCUUCGCCUGGCUCGUCUUGAUUCCUUGUGGAUUUUGUGAUGAAGUUUUGCAAAUAUACGACGCCGAGUCGGAGUUCGUCAUCGAGAAAGACGAUCUAGGCAAUUUGACGAGCCUUGAUCUCUACAUGUUGCGGCCGGAACAACUGUCGAAUCUGAGCGGCAGCGACUUGGCCGCCUUGGGAUUGGCGAACGCGCAAAACGCGGCCCUAUUCGAGAAGUCGGUGCUGGCGUGCGCCAAGAAGCGUCAGCGUGCUGAAUUCCUCAAGGCUAUGCAGGGAAAUUUGGACCUGUCGGAGGCGGUGCAGGAAGUUCUGGCUGAAAUCAUGCCAGUGUGGUACCCUGAUAUGGAGAAUCAGUGGAAAUUUGAGUUGUUCCGCAGAGCUUUGGAAACGGGCAGCCCUGUUCUGGCUUAUUUGCCUCGUUCGUUUCUCUACAACAUGGAAAUAAAGCAGCAGCAGAAAUUCCUGUACCACCUGCAGCAGUGGACAUGGCCUACUUCCAGGUCUUUAGAGUGGUCCAAAAAAAGCCCAUCUUUAAAACGAGUGUGGGCUGAAAUGCUCGAUUCCGGCGACGCCACCAGACUGCAUCAAUUCAGUCCCCAAAGACUUCAGUUCAUCAACUUCAUACUUACCGGAAGUACGCCUGACGAGCUUAGUAAAAUCAAACUUAAGUCGACUGACACCCAAAAAUUGAUCUUUAAUCUGCCCCUUGACCCCAUGCAGAUAAGAGCAGUUUUUGCUUCAACCCACCACAGUCAAAGACCCAACUCUGACCUCCUGGAGAUGUCGCUUCCUCUAUUAACGCCGACGCAAAUUGCCUCCUUGGCACACAGAAAUUUGAGUCGUGUGGCCAGAGAGGCUUUUGAGAGAAACGAGCGCCAUCCCGUCUCUUGGGCAUCGGCUGCCCAGCUCGCCCACUUGCUCGUGCAGGAAGCUAACAGAGACAGUGCCGUUUGGGACGAGAAAACGUUGACCGAUGUUGGAAAGUGGAUUUUCGCGCUGCCGACCUCCUAUUUGUACCAAGCUGCCCGUGUAAUUGAGGCUUUGCCCGAGGAUAAGAAGGCCAGAGCCCUCACUGCCAUUGACUCUGCUCAACUUAGCAGCAAGCAGGCUCGAAUUCUUGUUGGAGAACAUUUUUCCAAUCCGUCGACUACCCUUGAAAAUGCAUUGGUGCCAUCCAGUAACCUGCUGUUAAUAAUUCCGUCUGUGAAAAUUGAUCAGAGGGAAAUUUUGCCUCAGUCUGUCAUCACACAUUUGCUUUCUAACUUGCCACCACAAAGCACAGCUCUUUUCAUCCUGUACGACAGGACAAAAAACUUGAUAGGUAAAAAGUGGUUAUUAGAGGCAAUGCUUAAUGGGGAGCAGGAGCCAAACCGUUUUGCACACCUGAUGAAGUCUGAGGAUAUAAAGCCAAUGGCCUUGGAACUGAGUAAAAUAAUAAGGACAAGCCGACACCAGAAAGGCUGGCCCCGUAGCUUUCUACGGUUAGUGGCACACCACUCACGCUCCAAUAUGACAGAUUUGGAUGAAUGGGCUCAUUUCCUGCUCCAUAAUCCAAAACUGAUCAUGGGACUAACCUGCAGUGAUCUUUUGGAACUUGGUCGGAACCAUGGUUUGCCCAUCUUGGCACUUCUUGGUCAGCACUUGCAAACUACUAAUCAAUGGUACCCUAAGGACUUGAGCAAGUGCGCCCUUAAGCCGCUUCUUUCCUACUUGAAGCAUCGUGCUGAAUCACAGCAAAUUGACACGGAAGUACUACUUGACACAUUGCAUAAGGCAGAGAUCAUGUCAAUUGGAGGCAAUCCAUUGGUGUAUUUGCCCUACUCCGCAAUCAAAACUACAAAGAAUUGGGCUACUAUUGUUCAAUCUAUAGGACGUCUCUCUAUUAUUGAGCUCCUGGAGGUUUUUGUCCUGCCAGGGUCAACGCCACAGCUGCUGUCGCAAAUCAGCUUGAGGCUCAAUAACAAAAAAGCCAUUCUCCACGAAAUGGGCAAUUUGUUCCAGUUUCUGCCCUUUGCAGAUGAACUGCAUGCAAACCUUGACUCCAGAGCCUUCCGGCUGUGGCUGGAGGGCAAAGACAGAAAGUCAGACACAGCUCUUUGUGUCACUCGCGGAAUGAGGGCAUCUCUCUGGUACAAAAUCAUCGUUGACGCUUAUGGGCCUCCGUCUGAGUGGUCUGCUGGAACUCUAACCACGCUUGCUGGCCUCCUACUUGCAGUACCACCGCAGCAGUUAAAUGAGGUUGAACCUUUAGCAUUUCAGGAAGCCGCCGACCAGCUAGAUUCUAGCAUGGGUUACACACCAGAAUUCAUGAGGUUAUGUAGUCGUUAUUUGGGUCCUGAUGAGGCUAGCCCCUUCGAACAGAGCGUCAAAGCCUUGCUGAGCUUUGUACUUAAUACAACUAACAAUUUGGCAGCAAGCGUGGCUUCUAAAAUAGAGAGUAAACAGAAGAAACGGAAAGAAGAGCCAAUAACAAUUUCCAUUCCAAAAAUUCGCAAGCUAAAUGGCAACGUUUUCAACAUAUCUGCAAAGAUUUAUCCCAGCAUAAGAAACAAAAGGGCAACUGAUUCUCUGACACAGACUGAAGGGCAAAGUAACAGGGAAACAACUACGCAGCACCCCAUAUCAAAACUUUCUCCGGCAAAGUAUCGGCAAAACAGUUCUAUGCUGAUUGAAAGCGCGGCAGGCAAGAACAAAAUUGAGCCAGUCAAAGAAAAGAUUCUCUGUGGAUCUUUGAAGAUGGCAAAACAUGCCACAAUAGUCAGCCUUGACGAGCAACAUUUGAAAAUGUUAGAUGCGGCUGGAGAUUUUACAGAGUGCUUGCCAUAUUUAGGAUCGAUUGAUUUGUCUGCAUUAGCCAUCAGACAAAUUUGGGAAUAUAUUAAAUAUAAAAAUCUUACUGUGGAUAUAAGGGAUAUUGGGAUAUUGACCUCUCAAGUAGACGUUGAAAUCCUGAGGGCAUCUGACCUUACAGACAUGGAUGUUGUUAGUGCUGUUGGCAGUAAUCUGCAAUCGUGGGAGCAACUUAAUGAGAUAGCUGAUAUGAUCCUUGAAGCAAAUGAAAACAAUUUAACAUCUAAACUUGCUGGCAACAUGGGACGUCUGUUGUGCGCGAAUCACAUCUGGGAACAAAAUUUGAUCUCAUCGACUUUGUUCGCCGAGUUUUAUCAUGUUCUGGCACAUUUGCUUACAACCAGUCAUCGUUGCCCCCCACUUGACUGUUUGAAAAGAAUAAUCAAACAUGGGGAAAGCUCCAAUAUGUUUGGCCCCAUUAAUGACUUGCAUGGAGACUUGGUGUACUCAUUGGGAACUGUUAUGGCUGGACUCUCGCCUGCCAAUCUAAGAAGUUUCAAUGAAUUUGAAAGUUUGCAUCCUGGUGCUCUGCGGUGUUUAAGAAGCGACUCUUUGAAGACAUUCAAUGACACUCACUUCAGCAAGCUAUCUUUCUCUUCGCUGGAAACUGUGUUCAUCUACAGAUAUGGAGAGUUGUCACUUCUACAGCAGUCACAGUUGCGCAGAGCACUAGUCAGCUCUCCUGCACACUCAUUGUUGACCUCUAUUAAUUACGACAUCGUGGACUUUCAAAAAGGUAACACAAAUUUGUCAUCAGCUGCAACGACAGGGUCAACCUUCAGCCUAGUACUAAUCACAAGUUUGCAUCUAGCAGCAGUUUACUUUUUUAACUAGUAUUUUACUUAUGUGUGCCAAAAAUAUCUAUUCAUAUUAUAUAGUAUCUUGUUUGUGAUGUCUAAAUAUAUAUUUUAGGAAUCAAAUAAGUGCAUGCUGAAUGCGGGUGAUAAACUUUAUUGUUAAUUAGUGCGUGUACAUUUAUUUAGAGAAAGCUUUGUGUUUAUUGCACAUUAUAUUCUUAUUAAAAUCUGAGAAAUGAAUCAU
Neocloeon triangulifer is the source of this 4051-nucleotide messenger RNA. RefSeq lists its product as uncharacterized. The coding region runs from base 146 to 3844 and encodes 1232 amino acids. The record is from RefSeq and is a predicted model, not a curated record. NCBI's taxonomy places the organism in Eukaryota, Metazoa, Arthropoda, Insecta, Ephemeroptera, Baetidae. Gene Ontology annotation, cellular component: cell surface. The transcript is spliced from 23 exons. Gene Ontology annotation, biological process: cell-matrix adhesion.